UCAUAAUGCUAAGUGUUUGUUUUCAAAAACAUAAUGAAGAGUAAGCAUGUUGUAAAUUUACAGUAGAAUGUUUUGCUAGAGAUCAGAUAUGCUUUAGUACUUAAAUAAUUCUCCCCUCGUUGAGUUGAUGUUGGUUACACAGGAGUGUGGAAAUAAUUAGUGUUAACUACGGGAAUGAUAAUCUUUCUUCCAGGAGAGUUCUAAUAUUUCACUUACCCAUAUAUAGCCCACAGUAGCUUUCUUGCUCUUCAGAAUUUUGCAUUUCCCUGUCAAGGUAACUUAAACUCCUUAUGGUUUUCUUUCAUCAUUCCGUGUGAGUUACACCUUUUUGUGAGACUUUUACUGGCAUUUCUAAACCAGCAUUGUUUUGAAGGUGCCAUGAAAUGGAUCAUUCAGGGAAAGCUUGUGGUUUAAAAAAAAAAAGCUUACUCUUAAAAUUAUUGACUAUAUUCAUGGAAAUGGCUUCAUUAAAUGAAUUUAUUUUGCUUCUUUGUAUUCUCUCUCUAACAGGAUUUUUCUCUUCCCUGACUUUAUUUCCAGUACUGUGUUGGCAGUAGCUUGAAUUACCCUUAGAGUAUAACUUUAAACAGGUGGUUUAUAAAACAUGAGAGAGGUGCAACUGUGUCAGCUCUAAAGCAGGUUUUAUUGCCUGGAGCAGGGGCUGCAUGAACUCAGACACAGAGCUCGUGUAGUGUAAAUUUUCAGACCGUUUUUCACGUCACUUCCUGUCCCAGCACCCACUGAAACUGGUGUAGAGACAAGGAUGGAGAACCAGAAGGGUAAAACAGUGAUCACUUGUGUGUGGUGGAUCAUGAAACCACUCAGGGUGAAAUCAGUCAGAUUCUGCCUGUAAGUCAGGGGGAAAAGGAGUGAGUGUGGACAGGUUUGCUGUAAAAUACUUCCCUGUGCAGUUUUGGUGUGGAUUUCCUUUCUGUGUUACUUCUCCACAUCAAGAUAAAGACAUUUAGGGCAUAUGCUUUUUUGCAUAUUAAUGUUUUCUAUUCCAGUAUGUAACUACUUUAUUCUUUUUUUCCCUUGCAGAGUCAACUGUUCAUUUUAUUUCAAAAUUGGAGCUUGUCGCCAUGGAGACAGAUGUUCUCGAUUGCACAACAAACCAACAUUUAGCCAGACCAUCUUGAUUCAAAACAUCUAUCGUAACCCCCAAAACAGUGCACAGACGGCUGACGGCUCACACUGUGCUGUGAGCGAUGUUGAGAUGCAGGAACAUUAUGAUGAAUUCUUUGAGGAGGUCUUCACAGAAAUGGAGGAGAAAUACGGUGAAGUUGAGGAGAUGAACGUGUGCGAUAACCUUGGAGAUCAUCUAGUUGGAAAUGUAUACGUAAAGUUUCGCCGUGAAGAAGAUGCAGAAAAGGCUGUGAUUGACCUGAACAAUCGCUGGUUCAAUGGGCAGCCCAUCCAUGCCGAGCUCUCGCCUGUGACUGACUUCAGAGAGGCCUGUUGCCGUCAAUAUGAAAUGGGAGAGUGUACACGAGGAGGUUUCUGCAACUUCAUGCAUUUGAAGCCCAUCUCUCGAGAGUUAAGACGUGAGUUGUACGGGCGUCGUCGUAAAAAGCAUCGAUCCAGGUCGAGGUCCCGUGAACGCCGGUCUAGAUCCAGAGAUCGCGGCCGUGGCGGCGGAGGCGGCGGCGGAGGAGGCCGUGAGCGCGACAGGAGGCGGUCAAGAGAUCGUGAAAGAUCCGGUCGAUUCUGAGCCAUGCCAUUUUUACCGUAUGUCUGCUAGAAAGUGUUGUAGUUUGACCAAACAAAGUUCAUAAUGACAUUUUUUUUAAAAGAUGGGCUUCUGAAUAAAAAAAAUUUGUAGUGAUACAGUAUUCUUUGUGUAACUUGUUUCUUGUUGGGGGGAGUCUUUUUAACUGUCAUUCCUCUAUCUUGACAAAUACCUGGAUUAACUCUGCCUGAGGAAAAGGUGGUAAAUGUGUUGGAGGAGCGCCGGUUUUGGUUUGGAUUUUUUUUUUUUUUUUUGAUUAUUUGGGUAUAAUUUGAACUGUUGAUGAAAAUGUAUGUGUAUAUAAUAUAAAAUAUAUUAUAUACAUAGUAAAAAUAAUAUACUGCUUAAGAAACAGUUACUCACAAAGUUUCCCUUUUCUGCUAUGCUGUCUGCUUAUUUAGGUUAGUUUAGGCACAUUUAAGAGGAAGGCUGUGCGAAACGCAUUUAUUUACUGAGUAGAAACGCUUAGUUACAAAAAUGUAUGUUUGUUUGUUACCAAAAGUCUGUGCUCUGUCUAUCAAUGUGACUGUGGCAUUUAAAAUAAAUCCAAUUUCUUGGUGUAAAAUCUAAAGCCUAUUUUCUAAGCACUCCGGAGUAGUUGAGUUGCUACUCCUGGCUGCCUGUUUUCUAAGCACUCUGGAGUAGCUGAGUGGCUGUUCCCAGCUGUGCCAGAGUUCACAGUUCAGGUUUUUAUAAUUCUUGACUAAAUUCCGUGUCUUUGGCUGGAAAGUUGCCUAGCGUAGCGUGGAAAAAAAAAGUAAUAUUUUUAUUGCAAUGAUUCAUAAUAGGCAGGUAAGAGUUUAGUGGAAAAAAAACCACCAAAAUUCUGCUCCAUGCAACAUGAUACAGAAGUGCUAUUGAAGGAAAUGCAAGGUCCUAAAUACAGGGAUCGAAUUUAACAGAUUGAUUUUUUUUUUUUCCUAAUCUAUGCUCUCUUACCUGUCAUUUAUUGAAAAGCAUUUUGUAAGUGUUCAAGGUCAUAGGAAACUAACUGGAUGCUAGUGGAAAAUAAAUCUUUUCUUCCACCUUUACUUGCUUUCUGAUAGUCUGGAGUGUGAUAAAAGCUAAUGGACAGAUGUCACUUUCUUCACAAAUUCGUAUUUCUGUUUCUGAGCUUGAAUUGCACAAUCACUGAACAUCACAGGUUGUGUCUCAAAGCGUUAAAGCUCCAGUGGAAGUGUUGGAACAUCUUGAGAGACAGUUUGUACAAUGGCUGAGUUGCAGUUUCACCUCGUUCAUGUCUGCUGUUAUUCAAAGUGUAACAUAGCAAGAAGUUCUGGUCAGCAAUCAUAUUUCUGCAAGAUAUAACUUUAUGUGCACAAAGCUGUGUGAUACGAUACAGUUUUCCAGUGGGGAAAAGAAUUUGUUAGAGCUUUAUUAGUUCUGAGCCAGAUAACUUGCUAAAUGAUGAAUCUGCAACUUGAUGAUUAUUAAAUAAAAAAAAAAAAGGAAAUAGAAGAGCUAUAGAUUCAUCACAUAGAGGCAAAGAGAAGCUGGUUUGUUAAUAUAAAACCAUUUUGCUCACUGGAACUUGGAAAACAAAAUAACAUUGAUAAACAAGCUUUUCUAAAUGAAUCUGCUUUGCUUCUUACAACUCAAUUCUCGCACAGGUUCAGUUUGAAUUUAUUUUGUUUCCACUGGAUGGUUUGGCCAAUGACACUGUGGAACUUAAGUUUGCCAGGACCCUUUCUGGAGAAAUACCACUCAAGCAGUUGAAGCUUGACAUCUCCACGUGUGAUGUUUUGUUAAGCCUAUAAAGGAAAUGAUGCUUUCUUUUUACUGUAAGAAAUUGAACAGUGCCUGGCAUUAAAUGGCUGAACUGAAAUGUAUUUCUCCUAGGCAUUAGAAAUUUCACAUUGAUAAUUUAGUUCUUGCAGUUUACAGGAUAUUAAUCCUGUUCCAUUUUUUUUUUCUUGGCGUGGGAUUCAGCAUCAUUAGUGAGCUAAUUUAAAUCUGAAACUCCAAAAGGUGAGGAUAGUCUUUCUGUUUUGUUUUUCUUCAAACAGUGUCUAAUACAAUGUGGAUACUGUUUAAAAGGUUUAAGAUAAUUUCUACACAGAGUAAUGACACAAACUGAUUGCCCUGUAAACAAGUUAGUUUAAAACAAUACAGAUGCGUUCCUGUAAUGGCUUUAAUCUGUUUAUCUAAAUCCUGUUAGUCUGCAGGUAUAUUUUUGCAUGAACAGAUAGUGGAAGUUUGAUUUCUCUCUUUUCCCCAAUACAAUUUUACUUAAGAAAGCACUCUUGAAUUCCACCAAAUGUGUAAUUAUAUGGUCUGAUUGCAUGGCUGCCCAAAAAUUAACAGUGUAACUGGAAUACAUCAGGAUGGGCACUGAAAGCUGUGGAUUUUACUGGAUAUUCUAAUGGGUGCCUAGUGACAGCAUUCAGCAUAUAAACUAAGCUCAUGACAUAUCUUGUUAGGUUCACAUUUUAAGACUGUACUACCAGCAAAGUUCAUAAAAUUUGAAAUUUAAACUGCUCCAAUUUGGUUAAACAUUUACAUGUGAUAGUCCCACAAGUGGAAAUUCUACCUCCCCCUUCUCUUGUUGCUCACAAUGUCUUUUAAGAUUUAUUUUUUCCCCUCCUCCCCAAGGUACCUACUUUCCAAAUAUUUCAUUGUUGACUCUUCUGUUGAACAGUGAAUCUUAAUUUAUGGAAUUCCUUUACCUCAAAUAAGGGACAGCAUACAGGAUUUUCUGAAGUCUGAGUCAAUUAGGUUGAAACUGUUCAUCCCAAGUGGCUUCCUCUUCUUUGUAUUUGGCUCUUAUUCUGUGAAAAUGCUGCUUGUCCAUGAAUAUGAUGUAUGUUGAGACUGUAAAACCAAAUGGAGAAAACUUGUUCAAAAUAAAGCCUUUUUUUUAUAAGA
This is a messenger RNA of Pipra filicauda (Wire-tailed manakin), 4594 nucleotides long. It is a transcript of the gene U2AF1, whose product is annotated as U2 small nuclear RNA auxiliary factor 1. Gene Ontology annotation, biological process: mRNA splicing, via spliceosome. Bases 974 to 1711 code for a protein of 245 amino acids. Gene Ontology annotation, cellular component: U2AF complex; spliceosomal complex. The transcript has 7 exons. Gene Ontology annotation, molecular function: metal ion binding; pre-mRNA 3'-splice site binding. NCBI's taxonomy places the organism in Eukaryota, Metazoa, Chordata, Aves, Passeriformes, Pipridae. The record is from RefSeq and is a predicted model, not a curated record.